This is a messenger RNA of Gracilinanus agilis (Agile Gracile Mouse Opossum), 2102 nucleotides long. It is a transcript of the gene PRKAR2A, whose product is annotated as protein kinase cAMP-dependent type II regulatory subunit alpha. Gene Ontology annotation, biological process: regulation of protein phosphorylation. Gene Ontology annotation, cellular component: cAMP-dependent protein kinase complex. Lineage: Eukaryota; Metazoa; Chordata; Mammalia; Didelphimorphia; Didelphidae. The transcript is spliced from 11 exons. Bases 1 to 1137 code for a protein of 378 amino acids. Gene Ontology annotation, molecular function: cAMP-dependent protein kinase regulator activity. The record is from RefSeq and is a predicted model, not a curated record.
AUGACCCACGUCGAGAUCCCGCCGGGGCUUACGGAGCUCCUGCAGGGCUACACGGUAGAGGUGCUGAGGAACCACCCUGAAGACCUGGUGGACUUCGCCGUGGACUAUUUCACCCGCCUCCGCGAGAACCGCAGACUCGGCGAAGACGGCGAUAAGGACGAGGGGAGAGGGGACGAGGAAGACGAACAGUUUGAACCACCUGUUAUUAACAGAUACAACAGAAGAGUAUCAGUAUGUGCUGAAUCCUUCAAUCCAGAUGAAGAAGAUGAUACAGAACCAAAGGUGAUUCAUCCCAAAUCUGAUGAACAGAGAUCCAGACUGCAGGAAGCUUGCAAGGAUAUCCUUCUUUUCAAAAAUCUUGAUCAGGAGCAGCUGUCUGAGGUCCUUGAUGCCAUGUUUGAAAGGAUUGUGGUGUCUGAAGAACAUGUUAUUGACCAAGGAGAUGACGGUGAUAACUUUUAUGUCAUUGAACGAGGCAAAUAUGAUAUUUUGGUAACAAAGGAGAAUCAAAGUUUCCGUGUUGGCCAGUAUGAUAAUCGUGGCAGUUUUGGAGAACUUGCCUUGAUGUACAAUACUCCCAGAGCUGCUACCAUAAUUGCCAUAACAGAAGGUUCCUUGUGGGGACUGGACCGAAUAACAUUCAGAAGAAUCAUAUUGAAAAACAAUGCAAAGAAGAGGAAAAUGUUUGAAUCGUUUAUUGAAUCUGUGCCCCUCCUAAAAUCCCUAGAGGUUUCAGAAAGAAUGAAGAUUGUGGAUGUAAUAGGUGAGAAGAACUAUAAAGAUGGAGAACAAAUUAUUGCUCAGGGUGAUAAAGCAGAAAGUUUUUAUAUUGUGGAGUCUGGAGAAGUGAAAAUCCUGAUUAAAAGCAAGACAAAUAAGGACGCAGAGGAUGAAGUGGAAAUUGCCCGGUGUCAAAAGGGGCAGUACUUUGGAGAACUUGCUCUUGUCACCAACAAACCCAGAGCAGCUUCUGCUUAUGCAGUUGGAGAUGUCAAAUGCUUAGUUAUGGAUGUCCAGGCAUUUGAGAGGUUGCUCGGGCCCUGCAUGGACAUUAUGAAGAGGAAUAUUUCCAAUUAUGAAGAGCAGCUGGUGAAAAUGUUUGGUUCAAGCGUGGACCUGAGUGACCCAGGAAAUUAGGCACAGCAUCUCCCUUCUCCCCCGUGCCUUCUCAGUUUGAUACAGAAACUCCUCCUGUCAACAACACAACACAUAAGGAAAACAGACACUACAGAACAGUUCUUGCUGUUGCUGCUGCUGCUGUUGUCUUGGGCAUUUUAGAAAACAUGUCUCAGCACAUUGGGAUGGGUAAAGGCUGAAUCUAUGCCUCCACUUUGCUGCUGAAAUUCCAUUUAUUAGACUUAUUUUCAUGAUGUUUUUAACUCAUUUUUCACACCUUUGGUUCAGAAUGGCAUGUCUCUCCAGCAAUUUAAGUGCCUGAUACAAAGUCCAAAGUAUAAAAUCCUCUUUUUUUUUUCUUUUGCUGCUGCUACUGCUAUUGGCUUUUUUUUUUUAAACAAAGCUGCAGAAACUGGUUUUGUCCCCAUCUUCCCAGGGAGAAAAGAUUUACAACUUCUGAUCUCUUCCUUUGUCAUUACCUCUGAGAAUGUCAAAAUCUGCUCUGAAUUGUAGCUUUUAGAUUUGAAAUUAAAAUUACCUGGGUAUUUUUUAAGUAACUAUCUUUAGAGCAUUAUGGUACUGUGAUGUUUGUGCUAUCUACUGAAAGUUAUACCUGUUACAGGUGAUCCCAGAGCAUUUGGAGAGUCUUUGAAGGAGAGUACAAGGUUGAAACCUAGACAAGGGAUUAGAGUAGGUCAUUUCAGCAGUAAACCCUGUCUUAAAGGAAGAUAAGAAAAGGGGAGGAUCUGAAAAUUUGUUUUUUUCAACCUCCUAGAGUCAACAGAAAGCCAAUUUUAAAAAUUCAGUAUCUCUCUGCAGUUAGUGUGACAGAAUUAUAGUCCAUUUAGAACAAGGGGUCUAGAGAUGUCAUAGCUUUAACUUCCGAAAAAACUUCUCUGUUAAACUGCCACCACCUUUUUCUUUCCAGUUGUCCACAUCAGCAGGUGGCAAUAAUAUUGCUGAGAAGUUGACCUGUUCCUGCCUAC